This is a messenger RNA of Andrographis paniculata, 2502 nucleotides long. RefSeq names its product K(+) efflux antiporter 6-like. NCBI's taxonomy places the organism in Eukaryota, Viridiplantae, Streptophyta, Magnoliopsida, Lamiales, Acanthaceae. The coding region runs from base 239 to 1999 and encodes 586 amino acids. The transcript has 20 exons. Gene Ontology annotation, biological process: proton transmembrane transport; potassium ion transmembrane transport. The record is from RefSeq and is a predicted model, not a curated record. Gene Ontology annotation, molecular function: potassium:proton antiporter activity. Gene Ontology annotation, cellular component: membrane.
UAUAUAUAGAGAGAGAGAGAGAGGAUUUGUAUGAUUGUUGGGGGCGCACGCGCUAUACUCUAUUGACCUUUCCGAGUCCGUGUCACUGUCUCAAGGCACUAGUACUACCAUUCAUGCUUGUGGUACAACCUGUCUACAGCCACGACCCAACGCAAUCCCCACCCACCCGCGCCGAUUCACCCUCCUCUGUGCCGCGCCGGGGCCGGCCGGACGAGCGCCGCCGGCGCGCAGGCUCCAAAUGAACGGAUCACCCGCCAUUGCCGCUUUUCUCAUUGUAGGACUGCUCGCCAUUGCGUCGGCGCCGUUCGCCGUAUCGGAGGAGGCGAAGCUUGUGGAGGAUGGAGAUGUUUUGGCGGCGAAUGCCACGGGGGUGGAAGCUGGGGGGAAUGGGACUAGGCCGAAGGACACGUUUGCUGAUAUGAUCGAUCGCGCGUUGGAGAAGGAGUUCACCGAAAAUGACGAUCAGAGUGAAGCUAAUGAUGCUGGUAGCUUCAACAACAGUGUGGCUGGGCAGCAGGCUGUGCUGGAAACAGUAGCCAGAGUAAAGUCAAAGAAAAAUGAAACUAAGGAGGAAAAAUCCUUUAAACUUCAUCAAGUGUUCAAUCUGGAUAAUGACAAUGGAGCUGAAGAGACUCCUACAUUGAUUGAUCGAAAGGACAAUGUGUUUAUCAUAUCAAAUUUUAAAUCAAAAUACCCAGUGCUGCAGUUAGACUUGAGGCUCAUAUCAGAUCUGGUGGUUGUGAUUGUUUCUGCUACAUGUGGUGGAAUUGCAUUUGCUUGUGCUGGACAACCGGUUAUUACUGGAUACUUACUAGCAGGAUCAAUUGUUGGACCCGGAGGUUUCAAUGUUAUCAGUGAGAUGGUGCAAGUCGAAACAGUAGCUCAGUUUGGUGUAAUUUUCCUUCUUUUUGCUUUGGGCCUGGAGUUCUCCACAACAAAGCUUCGAGUUGUGCGUGCAGUUGCUGUUCUUGGGGGUUUGCUUCAAAUUCUCCUUUUCAUGUGCCUAUGUGGAAUUAUAGCUUCGCUGUGUGGCGGUAGAUCUUCUGAGGGGGUUUUUGUUGGCGCUUUCCUUUCAAUGUCAUCUACAGCAGUGGUUUACAAGUUUUUGAUGGAGAAAAACAGUACGAAUGCUCUGCAUGGUCAAGUUACCAUUGGCACACUGAUUUUACAGGACUGUGCUGUGGGAUUAUUAUUCGCAUUGCUUCCUGUAUUGGGUGGAACAUCUGGUGUGAUGCAGGGUGUGGUGUCCAUGACCAAAUCGUUGGUGGUGUUGAUUGCUUUCUUGACAGCUUUGGCAAUAUUAUCACGGACCUGUCUACCAUGGCUCCUUAAACUUAUGAUAAGUUUAUCAUCGCAGACUAAUGAGCUCUAUCAAUUGGCAUCAGUUGCAUUUUGUCUACUUGUAGCUUGGUGUAGUGAUAAGCUUGGUCUUAGCUUAGAGUUGGGUUCGUUUGCUGCUGGAGUGAUGAUAGCAACAACUGACCUUGCUCAGCAUACCCUUGAACAAGUUGAACCUAUUCGUAAUAUGUUCGCUGCCCUUUUCUUGGCCAGCAUAGGAAUGCUAAUCCAUGUUCACUUUCUAUGGAAUCACGUCGACAUCCUGGUUGCAUCAGUUAUCUUAGUGGUUACUGUUAAGACUUUGGUAAUUUCUGCCGUUGUCAAGGCUUUUGGCUACAACAACAAAACUUCACUUCUUGUAGGGAUGUCGUUAGCACAAAUUGGGGAAUUUGCUUUUGUACUGCUCAGCCGUGCUUCAAAUCUCCAUCUUGUUGAGGGGAAAGUGUAUCUGCUGCUGCUUGGAACAACUGCUCUCAGUCUGGUAACUACUCCAUUGCUUUUUAAGUUAAUACCAGCAGUUGUGCACCUUGGCGUGUUGUUACGAUGGUUCACUCCAGACGCACCAGUCGAGCUUGGAUUCAAAGGCGAAAUUCUGCGCACUGAUAGUGCUAAGCAGAGGAUUGCUUUAAUCUCCAAGGAUCUCUUGAUACACGAAGGAUGAUUUUCCUAUCUACAGUCCUUUUAGACCAUCCUACCUGCACACAUGAUCGCUUAUAUAUCUCUUAACUAAAGAGUGAAAAAGAAAAAAAAGAAUGAUCGAAUGGAUUGAUACAGACUUGCUGUGGAGUAAUCUAACUGCUAGAAGGUACUAACAGUUGAUGUCGAGGUAAUGCCACUAACUUUCUGUUAAUUUUGUUUUGUGUUUUGUGUUUGGUGUAAAGUAGUGUUCGGCGUAAGCUCUGUAUUCCAGCUCGGUAUGCUAUUCGUUUCUUUUCCCACGGCUUUUGUUGUUCUUCUACGCCCGUGUUUUUGUUUUCUUUUUUUUUUUUUUUUUUUCUUUUUCCGGUAUUUUUCAGAUAAAGAGCUUUCUAUAUGUAUUGUGUUCUUCAUUGGAAAUUUGUACAGUUGAAGCCAUUGUUGUUUCGUCAUAUUUCCAGGUACCAACCAUUACAUACACUUGUUUAUAUAUAUAUAUAUAUAUAUGUUGCUUUGGUGAUUUUGAAA